AUUUAGGCCGUCAAUUUCCUUCAUUACGAUCAGUGCAGGUGAUCAGCGUGUACAACCCAACGAAAUCUGGAUCAUUCAGUGCCUUUCGAGGGUUUUGAGCCGGUAGUAGCAUUUGAGAAGCCACUACUCUAGCCUCAGUCGCCGAUUAACCCUCUUCUUCUCUCUUUGCUCGCUAACGCAUUCGGAGCCUAAGAGGGUUGAAGGAGGAGUUACUAUUCGUUUUCAUUUACCCCCAAAUCAGCCACCUCUCCAUGCAAGUAUGGCAACAGAAGAUUGUAAGGAGUUGCUUACCAGUGGUAGUCAACCUGAUAAUGUUGAAAAUGACCUUUAUAAUGAUGUCAAUAUUACGGCAAUUUUAAUCACUGGUGAAAAGAAAGGAGAUACUGCACUUGAAGAUGACAAAAUGGCUGAAGUAGUUAACGUAAAUGCUGUGCAAGAAAUUGCUGCAGAAAUUUCUACGGCUAUAGUUGAUGGGCAUGAGAAGGCAGAUGAAGUGGGUGGCAUUGAUGUAGAAAAUGACAAGAAGGUUGAAGCAGUAAAUAGUUCUCCCAACAAGGAAACAAAGAAAAUAGUAAGGAAAAGGAAGAAGAAUGCUGAAGAGGCCUCUGCUCAUACUGUGUCAUCUUCUCCCAUGACAACAAAAAGGAAAACGAUUGAUGCUAUUCCUGAAGAUGAGGUGGAGAAAGCAGAUGGUAAAGAUGUAGAGGUUGGUAAAAAGGUAGAAGGGGCAGCAAACAAAUCUGUAAAAGUAGCAAAGAAGAAAAUUGUUGCGAAUGUGAAAGGUGGGAGUUCCAAUGCUGAGUCAGCUCCAACUAAAUCACCAAAUGUUGCAGCUGUAGAAGAUACUUACGGUAUUGAAGAAAAUGCAGAACAAAAUAGAGAAGUUGAUGAAAAUCAUGCUUCUGCUACAAAAAAUGCCACUCCUGCAAUUGAGAAGAAGGACGCAGAAGGCACAAAAGAUAAACCAAGUCCUUCGGCUUCAGGGAAACAUUUAAAGAAAGAUGGCACUGCAGAGAAAAUAUUAAAGAAGGUUGAUGGUAUGGGCUUGAUAUUCAUGUGUAGCGCUAAGACCAAGAAAGAUUGUUUUAAGUAUAAUGUCUUUGGUCUCCCUGAAAGCAAGAAGGCGCUAGUAGCAAAGAUUUAUAAGGGUAUGAGGUUAUUUUUAUUUGAUUUUGAUCUUAAGCUGCUAUAUGGAAUCUACAAGGCUGCAGGUCCUGGAGGCUACAAUAUUGAGCCUAAGGCAUUUAAUUCAAAAUUCCCAUCUCAGGUUCGUUUCACUGUUUUAAGGGAUUGUCUGCCCUUACCAGAGGAGAAGUUUAAAGCAGCAAUAAAGGAAAACUAUGUAAGAAACAAGUUUGAUUGCCAGCUUUCAGCAGAGCAGGUGAGAAAAUUAUGCAAGUUAUUUCAGAAUCCAACAAGCGGCGUCUCAAUUCAAAAGCACAGGCCUAGAGCUGGCAGAGAACUGAAGCAUAGGCAUGAGAGGAGAGAAGCUUACCCAUUACCACCUCCUCGAGUUCUUCGUCUAUCUCCGCCGCCUCGAGCUUUGCCUCUGCAUACAAUUCCUCGACCAUUGCCUGCUCCACCACUACCACCCUAUACUUACGAACGACCUGUUGAUGACUACUUUUACAGGGGAGAGCGUCACAGAGUUUUGGAUUUAGAAAUGAGGCCAAGGGAUCUUCCUACAAUAGACUACCAUGAUCCCUAUAACCCCUACAGGGAGCAUGUUCUAUAUCGCGAACCAGCUUAUCCCCCAAGCUUUUCUGCUGCAUAUGCUGCUCGCCUUCGUGAACCACGUACUCCACCCAGGUACCUUUACUGAGAAAGCGAAGUUUGGUGGCUGAUUCUGAUACCACUUGGCAUUUUUAUUAAGUAAGAAUUAUCCAUCUUUAUGUACUUUUUGAGACUAUUACUUUCUUCUGCCGAAAUAUUAACUCUGAUCAUUUUCGUAGCUCUUCAAUUUAGAUGUCUGUAAGCGUAGUGAGAGUUGUGGGGAGUAUUUUAUAUCUAUAUAUAUGUUUUGCAACAUUAGCAUAUCGUUGUAAUCGUUUUAUAUGCAUUAGAAAUGACUAGAUUGUCGCUGUUGCUUUC
Molecule: messenger RNA, 2091 nt
Organism: Dendrobium catenatum
Lineage: Eukaryota; Viridiplantae; Streptophyta; Magnoliopsida; Asparagales; Orchidaceae
Exons: 6
Coding region: 260-1822 (520 amino acids)
Source: RefSeq, a predicted model, not a curated record